AUGGCAAGCAAAGUAGUUUACACGAUCGGCAGCAAUGUCGUCCCUGUAGGAAAGAAAUAUACACAACAGAGCAAAGGUCUGUACGAAAGAAUACGAGCCUUUUUCGCCAUCGAACCCAACCGAAGCAACGGUAUCCCCGUGAAGCACUACCGCACUCCAGCCCCAGGCAGCCUCGAUCCGAAAGAAUACGACGAUGCCACCACCACACCUGCCUCAGACAUCGCAGACAACCCAUACUGGCGACGAGACAUGCGGAGAAGCUACCCAAAAUCGAGCACUCUUACUCAAGGAGAUGUCGUGGGACUUCUGACCAUGGGAAGCGCAGAUAAGCCUAGCCCGAAGCUGCUGGCGGGUGAGGAGGGUACAAAACAGCUGGUAGCAGUACAGCAAGAGGGCGAGCAGGGACUCGCAGUAUACUUCGAGAAAGAAAAGGCUGCGGCUAUUCUUGGUGAAGGCGGUAUGCCUCCUAUGCCACCGGCUGCGGGUAAGAAUCCAGAUGCGACAAAGUACAAUUUACUCAAGGAGCAAGCCUAUUCGGCGGAUUAUCCUUGCAGAGUCUUUGUAUAG
Messenger RNA from Lithohypha guttulata, 567 nucleotides. RefSeq lists its product as uncharacterized. Lineage: Eukaryota; Fungi; Ascomycota; Eurotiomycetes; Chaetothyriales; Trichomeriaceae. The transcript has 2 exons. Bases 1 to 567 code for a protein of 188 amino acids. The record is from RefSeq and is a predicted model, not a curated record.